AUGAAGUGGACAACCCACUCCACCCUCCUCGCCCUCUCGGCAGCCCUAGCCGAAGGCGCGCCCCAAUUCGGCGGCGGCGGCGGCCUGACCAUGCUCCGGUUCGGCUGCGCCCAAGUCGUCAUCGACCGGAUCGACCCCCUCGUCAACCCAGGUCAGGUCCCUUCUCCACACGUCCAUCAGAUUGUCGGCGGCAACGCGUUCAACGUCACCAUGCCCACGGACGACGUCUCGUCGCACGCGAGCUGCACGACUUGCCAGUUUGCGGACGAUUUUUCGAAUUACUGGACGGCGAAUCUGUAUUUUAAGGCGCGGAAUGGGAGUUAUAAGCGGGUUCCGCAGGGUGGUGCUGCACUACAGUUCAACGACCAGUUCAGCACCCAAAUCGCGGGCGGUAUUCUCGUCUACUACGUCUCAGCCGACCCAGGCAAGAUCACCGCCUUCAAGCCAGGCUUCCGCAUGCUAGUCGGCGACCCCACGAUGCGCUCGCGUCCGGACACCACCUUGAAGCGGCAGAACUGCUACCGCUGCUACACCGGCCCCAACUUUGGCGGUGAUGUCGGCGCCCCCUGCCAAGACGACAGCGUUGACAGCGAGGCAUUCCCUCAGAAGCCCUGCCCGGGCGGGAUUCGGUCUAACAUUCACUUUCCCACCUGCUGGGACGGCAAAAACCUCGACACCCCCAACCACCAAGACCACGUCGCCUACCCCACCACCGGUCCAGCCAACUUCCUCUCCCUAGGCGGCGCCUGCCCCUCCACGCACCCCGUCCGCAUCCCCCAACUCAUGUACGAAGUAGUCUGGGACACCACCGGCUUCAACGACAAGAGCCUGUGGCCCGAAGACGGCUCGCAGCCCUUCGUUCUCAGCACGGGUGACGAGACAGGGUUGGGCCAGCACGGCGAUUAUGUGUUUGGGUGGAAGGACGAUUCGUUGCAGAAGGCGAUGGAUACAUCCGGGUGCUUUGGGGCGCAGUGCGCGAAUUUGGGACGGCAGGUGAUUGAUACGGCGAAGAGUUGUGAGGUGAAGAAGGCGGCGCAUGAGGAUUAUGAUGUUUGGCUUGACAAGCUUCCCGGCAUGGAGAUGUAA
Molecule: messenger RNA, 1086 nt
Organism: Dichotomopilus funicola
Lineage: Eukaryota; Fungi; Ascomycota; Sordariomycetes; Sordariales; Chaetomiaceae
Exons: 5
Coding region: 1-1086 (361 amino acids)
Source: RefSeq, a predicted model, not a curated record